Culex quinquefasciatus (southern house mosquito) is the source of this 700-nucleotide messenger RNA. RefSeq names its product hepatitis A virus cellular receptor 1-like. The transcript has 2 exons. The record is from RefSeq and is a predicted model, not a curated record. NCBI's taxonomy places the organism in Eukaryota, Metazoa, Arthropoda, Insecta, Diptera, Culicidae. Bases 41 to 586 code for a protein of 181 amino acids.
UCUGAGCUUCAUAGUCCCUGAACAGCAUCUACUUACCAAGAUGAAAGCCAUGUUGAUUGUCGGAUUCUGUGUCUGCCUGAUGGCGGCCACCACAGCGUCUCCAGCUCCUCUGCUGUCCACUGCGCUAACGACCCUGCAAACCACCACCUCAUCGCUGCAGACCACGAUCACCAACCUGCUGACGCAGAUCCAGACCGCCCUGGCGAACAACGCCCUGACCAGCGCCGCCGCUUCGGCUCUGACCCAGCUCCAGUCAACGCUCACCGGUCUUCAGUCCACUUUGACCAGCAUCGUCUCGAACGGCCUUACCAGUCUUCCCACGACCCUCACCAGCGGCUUGAACACCGUCGCCGCCGGAGUGCAGACCGCCCUGACCACCGCCAACACCCAGCUUAGCGCGGUCAUCGCCGCCGGAAGCACCGUCCCGAGCACGCUGAUCAGCCAACUGUCCACGGCCACCACGGCACUGAACACCGUCGCCGGGUCUCUGUCGACCCAGGUGAACACGCUGGUGAGCUCGUUGAGUGGACUGUUGACCACGCUGCUCGGAACGGUCGUCGGACUUCCGGGAACGCUGUUGGGUUGAGCCGAUUGACAAGAUUUGCUGCAUGGAUUAUUUAUUUUUUAUCAUCCACAAUUUGAAUCAUUAUUCUACAGCUUGCACUAAAAUAAAAGUUGAUGAACAGCUUUACCAGCUUGA